AUGCAGGCCUUCUUCGAUUGGUUCUGGGACAUCCUGGCCUCGCUUGGCCUCGCCAACAAGCAUGCCAAACUUCUCUUUCUCGGUCUCGACAACGCUGGCAAAACUACUCUCCUCCACAUGCUUAAGAACGACCGUGUCGCCAUCCUACAACCCACUCUCCACCCAACUUCAGAAGAGCUGAGCGUCGGAAACUGCCGGUUCACCACCUUCGAUCUUGGCGGUCACCAACAGGCACGCCGACUAUGGAAGGAUUAUUUCCCGGAGGUCAGCGGAGUCGUCUUUCUUGUCGAUGCUAAGGACCCCGAGCGAUUCGCCGAGAGCAAGGCUGAGCUCGAUGCGCUGUUGAGCAUGGAGGACCUCGCCAAGACACCCUUCCUCAUCCUGGGAAACAAAAUCGACCACCCGAGCGCUGUCAGUGAGGAUCAGUUGAGGCAUGAGUUGGGACUUUUCCAGACGACUGGUAAGGGUAAGGUUCCGCUUGAGGGAAUCCGACCCAUCGAGAUUUUCAUGUGCUCUGUCGUUAUGAGGCAAGGAUACGGCGAGGGUAUUCGCUGGUUGUCGCAGUACGUUUAG
Molecule: messenger RNA, 573 nt
Organism: Dissoconium aciculare CBS 342.82
Lineage: Eukaryota; Fungi; Ascomycota; Dothideomycetes; Mycosphaerellales; Dissoconiaceae
Product: ARF/SAR superfamily
Exons: 4
Coding region: 1-573 (190 amino acids)
Biological process (GO): intracellular protein transport; vesicle organization; endoplasmic reticulum to Golgi vesicle-mediated transport
Cellular component (GO): COPII vesicle coat; endoplasmic reticulum exit site
Molecular function (GO): GTPase activity; GTP binding
Source: RefSeq, a predicted model, not a curated record